Molecule: messenger RNA, 1458 nt
Organism: Lindgomyces ingoldianus
Lineage: Eukaryota; Fungi; Ascomycota; Dothideomycetes; Pleosporales; Lindgomycetaceae
Product: MFS general substrate transporter
Exons: 4
Coding region: 1-1458 (485 amino acids)
Biological process (GO): transmembrane transport; amine transport
Molecular function (GO): amine transmembrane transporter activity
Source: RefSeq, a predicted model, not a curated record
AUGAACAACGUCACUACUGAACCUAAAAUUGCUACUAUCGAAACUGUAAUCGUUGCCUCUCAAGAUGAUUCACCUCCGCCUUCGCCUCCGCCAUAUUCAGCCUUUUCACCGGCACGAAGGAGGUUUAUUCUGGGUGUCGUUACAACUGCAGGGUUCUUUGGUCCUCUUUGCGGAGCUGUAUACCUUCCUUCCAUUGUUCUUUUCCAGGAUAUCUUUCACACUUCGGCGACGGUGAUCAAUGCGACGGUGUCGGUUUACAUGACAAUUUUUGCCAUAUCACCUCUCUUUGGUGCAGCAGCAUCUGAUUAUGGAGGUCGCAAAACCGUCUACAUAUUUGGUCUUGGGAGUUUCCUCAUUGCAAACAUUCUGCUUGCGUCUGUUCCUGCAAACAUCGGCGCUCUUUUUGUACUGCGAAUCUUCCAGGCUUUUGGCUCCUGUAUCGUCUUUUCAGUGGGAGCUGGAACUGUAGGUGACAUCACCGAGCCAAAGAAUCGAGCAUCAGCACUCGCCUGGUUCCUUCUUGGGCCUCAGCUAGGACCGAUACUCGGACCUUUGCUUGGUGGUCAAUUUGCGGAUAAGUCGAGAUGGAGGUGGAUAUUUGGCUUUCUUGCUUUGGCAUGUGGGCCGUUAUAUCUCUUGAUUAUUUUCUGCUUACCUGAGACUUUGAGAUCUUUGGUAGGUAACGGCCAGACGCUCGCAAACCAGCCGUGGGUUUCAUUUCCUCGGCUCCAACAAAAGCCUAUCGAAGACCUUGAUGGGAAGAAAUUUCCCAAGCCACCACGCCCGACAUUGAAGAAGUUUUUGCAGUUGCUGAAAUAUCCUCCCCAUAUGAUAGUUUCCAUAAAUGGGGCACUUCAAUUCGCAGGACUGUACGCCAUAUAUAUCACGUUUCCGACCGUCUGGCAGAAGAACUUUGGCUUCUCUGCAGCUGAGGUCGGAUAUGCAUAUCUCUGCCCUGGAAUAUCACUCUUCGUUGCCUCGAUUUUAAUAGGCCGUCUUUCGGACUUAAUGCGGGCGAAAGCCGUGAAGAAUAGCCCGGAUGGAAAGGUUGCUCCAGAGCGUAGAAUCCCCAUUCAAAUAUUCGGGUUUAUUAUUGCUGCAACCGGAAAGCUCAUGUAUGGCUGGUUCACUAGGUACCACAUACAUCCCGUUUCAGGGUUGUCUGGGGCCGCACUAGCAUCCAUCGGCACUGCUGUUAUCUUUGUGACAAGUACUUCAUUCCAGACUGAAUGCGAUCCUUCGCAAACAGCAAGUCUGGUGGCACUAGGAGGAUUGCUACGAAAUAUCGCAGCUGCAAUUGGUGCUGUUAUCAUAGAGAAGCUAGUCGAGAAGAUGGGUUACGGCUGGUGCAUGACUGGGCUCGCUGCUCUUGAUAUCCUCUGCAUCCCUGGAAUCGUGCUGAUAAUGGUAAGAGGACAAAAGUACCGAGAAAAGUUGAACAAAAAGCUACAAGGAUGA